AAGGGUUUAGCGUCUGGUUGGGCGUCAAUAUUCAGAGGCAGAUUCGGCCAUUAAUUAAUUUCCGUUAUGAAUUGGUUCCUUUGGCAUUCGUUCGUUGCACUUUGCACACUUAAAAGUUCAAGCCUCAUUUCCUCUCUCCGGUACUCGAUCGAAAUUACCACUGUGCCCUUCGUCCCCACCUGCUACCUCCACUGUGAAACCAGACCAGAUCCAUUUUCUGACUCCCUCCACGUUUCCCUUUUUAUUUAACUCUAAGACCCAUCCCUUUUUUCUUCUCUUUCCGAUUCAAAAAACAACAACACUCUACUCUAACUAACCCAUCUUCUUCAUUUCCCGAAACCCUAGAAUCGUAACACAUCCUCCUCGUUCUUUUCCAAUCCCCACAAAGCUUAUCCGAAAUACCGUUGACCAUUCUCCAGUUUUAUCCAAUACCCAUAAAUAAAGUCCCGUUUUUGCUUUCUGGGUCGUGCUUUUCUCCAAUUUUUCAUCUCUCUUAUUCGGUAUAGGAAUGUUGGGUACUGGUUUGAACUUCGGCCGUGCUCGUGGAGAGGAUCGAUUCUAUACUCCGGUGAAGGCUCGCCGGAACUUUCACACGAUGGAGAGUGACAAGUUGCGUAGGGCCCACAGCGACGUCACUGCGAGUCGGUCGUCGCCGUCGGUGAGAGACAAAUCGGUGGAUUCGGUCAGCAGGGAACCCGAGAACCGGGUCGGGUCGGAAGAGACAAAAAAGGUAGUUGCAGUGCCUUCGUGUGAACCGGUGCUGAAACAGUUGAGCAAUUUGGAGCGGUUUUUGCAGGCGAUCACGCCCUCUGUGCCUGCUCAGUAUCUCUCUAAGAGAUCUAUGAGAGGGCUCAAGGCGUGCAAUGGGGAGUUUCAGCCUUACUUUGUUCUUGGUGAUUUGUGGGAAUCGUUCAGGGAGUGGAGUGCAUAUGGUGCUGGUGUUCCGCUUGUACUAAAUGGCAAUGAUAGUGUUGUUCAAUACUACGUUCCCUAUCUUUCGGGUAUUCAAAUUUAUGCCCAGACCAUGAAGCCUUCUGUAAAGUCAAGGCAACUAGGGGAGGAUAGCGACAGUGAUUUCAGGGACUCAAGUAGUGAUGGUAGCAGUGAUUGUGAAGCUGAAAGAGAAUUGAAAUACUCAAGGGAACAAAGGAAUCUUCCCCAUCUGUCAGAUGAGGUACCUCAUUGGAUGGGUAGAUUAUCUUUGAGAGACCAUCCUUCCCUCCCACAAGAUGGAUUUUCUAGUGAUGAUGGUGAAUCUGCCAAUUCUCAAGGCUACUUGAUUUUUGAAUAUCUUGAACGGGACCCUCCUUACAGCCGUGAGCCUUUGGCUGAUAAGAUAACAGACCUUGCUUUUUGUUUCCCUGAACUGGUGACGCUUAGAAGUUGUGAUAUACUAGCAUCAAGUUGGAUGUCUGUGGCCUGGUAUCCAAUUUACAGGAUACCGACUGGUCCAACAUUAAAAGAUCUUGAUGCUUGCUUCCUGACAUACCAUUCUCUUUGUAUGCCUGUAGGAGGUUCACAAAGAUUGCAGCCCCCCAUGCCAUCAUAUCCUACAGAGGUGGACCGUGUCCAUAAAUUGUCCUUACCUGUUUUUGGUCUUGCUUCAUACAAGUUCAAAGGAUCUCUGUGGACUCCUAAUGGUGGAUAUGAGCGCCAAUUAGCCAGCUCUCUUUUGCAACAUGCAGACAACUGGUUAAGACUGCAUCAGGUCAGUCACCCAGAUUUCCUGUUUUUCAGUCGCUGAUGAUGAUAAGGUGACUAUAACUGUUUACUUCACCCAUUUAAGAAUGAGACCUUGGCAUUUGCCAGUACCUCCUUUGGUCCAUUUCUUAGAUGUUAUACUUGAUGAAGUCGGAGUUAAUAACCUGUUUGACAGAAGGAAAAAAAAAAAAAGGAAAAAGAUGCUAAGCUUCGUCCUUUGUAAUUUCCUGCAUUGUUUCCUGUUGUAAUAAGUGAAAGAAUCAGAAAACUAAUGGUAAUAAAGCAGCGAAGCUCUGGACAAGUGGCAGUGUUGAGGCUACUUCAGAAUGUGUUCAUGGUGGAUGUAGAGAUUAACGAGCAGCUUCACAAGUGCUGGCUGAUAUAUGUUACAAGGUUGUUUUGUUUGCUAACAUCAGUGAGUCCAAUGUCAGUUGUUUCAUGUUCAUGUCCAACUAUAUUUUAUUUUGGUUUGGUUUUGUUUAAGAGAACAGGAUGCAUUUUUUCUGUCCUGGUGAUCACUAUAUAGGACUUAGCUUUAAUUUAUUGGGGAAUUUUAUUGGAUUUGGUGUUAGGUGUACUCCUAUGCUUGACUUGCCCCCAACACUGUAUUUGAAAUCUUAUAGUUUCGUUUAUUAGCUGCAUUUUACCUGUAAGAACUCUUUUUUGUUGAGUUUCACGAUACCAAUGAAGGGUUCCUUUGCCUUUUUAGAUAAUGGCAGAAUUCAUGUUGGAAGAAGUGAUAACAAAAUUGAUUUGUAUUCAAAAUGAUAUUUUAAAUUGAGUUUAGAAGAAUUAGUUUUGUUUUGGUGGUAAAAUAAAUCACUUUUGAAUUACGUGUAGAAUUUUAUCUACAAAUAAUUCUACUUAAUGAUAAGGUUAUCAUUUUUUAUUCUU
Molecule: messenger RNA, 2595 nt
Organism: Abrus precatorius (Indian licorice)
Lineage: Eukaryota; Viridiplantae; Streptophyta; Magnoliopsida; Fabales; Fabaceae
Exons: 6
Coding region: 509-1744 (411 amino acids)
Source: RefSeq, a predicted model, not a curated record